Molecule: messenger RNA, 1332 nt
Organism: Quercus robur (English oak)
Lineage: Eukaryota; Viridiplantae; Streptophyta; Magnoliopsida; Fagales; Fagaceae
Product: protein SHI RELATED SEQUENCE 3
Exons: 3
Coding region: 425-1060 (211 amino acids)
Biological process (GO): positive regulation of DNA-templated transcription
Cellular component (GO): nucleus
Molecular function (GO): DNA binding; DNA-binding transcription factor activity
Source: RefSeq, a predicted model, not a curated record
UAAUGGGUAUAGAAAAUACUUGGGAGAGAAACAGCGGUAGUAAACUAGUGAUCAUGGGGAAGAAGUGCCCCAAUGCGGGUCUUCCGGUGGGAAGGACGAAUCUGUGAAAGCUGUCAGCAGUCUGAGACUCUCACUGUCACAGGAAUUCCUACUUGUUUACCACUUACAAGUGUCUUCAAAAGCUGGCGCACAAUUAGCUCACUACUAGGAGGUAAAAUGACCCACAAAUCCAAAACUCAAGAAUAACACACCAGCACCACCACCACCAAGAACAACCCCAUCCAUUAACAAGAGCACCCAACUAAAGAAGACCCUUUAGUUUUAGAGCUGCCUCACUUUUACAAAAGCAAGAAUCAGAAAGAGAGUACCAAAAAAAGAUUGAAAGAGAAUGUGAAGGGUGAUCUCAGUAGUGGGAACAAGGAGGAUGAGGCAGCAAGGGGGACUAAUGGGGGCUUCAAGAUGCCAAGACUGUGGGAACCAAGCUAAGAAAGAGUGUGUGUACAUGAGGUGCAGGACUUGCUGUAAGAACAAAGGUUUUCAGUGUGAAACUCACGUCAAGAGCACUUGGAUCCCUUUGUAUAGGAGGCGCCAGAGGCAGCAACAUCAACAGCAACAUCAACAGCAACAGCUUGCAGCUGUUCUUCCACAGGAACUUCAGGGACAUAGCCCUAAGAGGCACAGACAAAUCCACUCUUCAGGUUCAGGAGAGGCAAAAUUUCCAGCUGAAGUGCAGUCAAUGGCAACAUUUCGUUGCAUUCGUGUGAGCUCAAUGGAUGAUGAAGAUGAUGAAUAUGCAUUUCAAACUGCUGUGACCAUUGGAGGCCAUGUAUUUAGGGGUGUUCUCUAUGAUCAAGGCCUUGAAAGUCGUCACACUAGUACUGUAGGUGAAAGCUCCUCCAGCCGUGCACAUCAGCAACCUAACAAUCUUCUCAAUGCUGCUACACUUGCAACUAUCACUCCCAAUUCAGCUUCCACAGAACAAUUUCUUCCUCCUUCAUAUCCUUUUUCACUUAAUGCUUUCAUGCCUGGUAUGCAAUUUCUUCCACGCCCGAGAACUUAAAGAGGAACUCAAAGGUUGAAAUGCAGAGAGUUCAUUUCACGGUUAAUAUUUUGUUUCUAACAAUUUAAUGAUUAGAAAUUUGAGAAGGAAAUGAAUUAAUAGAGGGGUAUGAGCUUUGAAAUACUCAUUCAACCUCUUUGCCUUCCUAUAUAUAUCUAUUUAUCUCAACAAGUUUGCAUAUUUGUUCUUGUUCUAGUAUAUAGCCAGUGCUUAAAUAUAUAUGGAACUAAAAAUAAUUAGAAAGGAAAGUAAAGGACCUUAUUCUUGUUUUA